Molecule: messenger RNA, 3491 nt
Organism: Gopherus evgoodei (Goodes thornscrub tortoise)
Lineage: Eukaryota; Metazoa; Chordata; Testudines; Testudinidae
Product: WD repeat-containing protein 97-like
Exons: 16
Coding region: 202-3273 (1023 amino acids)
Molecular function (GO): protein binding
Source: RefSeq, a predicted model, not a curated record
GUAAACAGAACCGUCUCCACGGCGACCUGCCUUUCCCAGCACGGGGUGCGCCGGGUGCUCUCUGCCCGCCGGUGCAGGGUGGGUGGCACUGGCCUUUCCUGGGGCCUGCAGCCUGGCAGGAGCCCUGUGGGUGGCCGAGUUGCCCCAGGCCUGGCAGAGCCGCCUCGGGGGGCUGAGGCACUGACGGCCUGACCUGAGGAGAUGCUGCUUCCAGCCACGGCGGAGCAAUGGGAAUCGCAGGACAGUAGCUCAGCGGCCUCAACAGAGACGGUCACCAGUCCCAGCACCAUGCAUCACCAGAGCUCCUUGCCGGAGAUGAGGGAGGAGACCCAGCUGACGAGCGCCCGCCGGCUCUGGGCCUUGCUCCAGGGGGGCAUCCGGGCCACUAUGGAGAAGAUGAAGAAGGAAGAGCUGAAGCCUGCCCAGCUGACCCACGGCCUCCAGCACCUUCGUCACCUCAGCUUCCUGCAGCCCGUGCGCCACGUUGCCUACAACAGCAGCGCCAGCCUCUUGGUGGUCCUGGACGCGGAGAGCCAGCUGCACCUGCACAAAGAGGAUGGCUGGCUCAGCCACAGCACGCAGGCCCCGGAGCCCAUCGUGGGCUUGCUGUACGCCACCCAGGUCAACAAGUAUGUGGCCUGGGACCAGAGCAGCCUGCAGGUGCUGGGCCCAGCCUUCGAGAUGCUCUCCAAGGUGCUGGCCCCGCAUGGCAUCCGUUGCUGCUGCUACAGCCCAGAGCUCAAUCAGGUGGUGACAGCUGGAGCGGGCAGCCUGUCCGUCUGGGUUUUCCGCUAUGGAUUCCGCCAGCUGCAGUGCCAGGCCACCGUGCAGCAGGGCCUGUCCCCUCGCGACACCUUCACCCAGCUGGCCCUGGACACCGGCGUCCCCCAGACAUGCUUUGCUGUCUGCGGCACCGGGGUUGCUGUCUUCAACAUCUCCCAGGGGGAGCUACUGACCUUCCAGAGGGACCUUCACAACAGGGCCAUCACUGACAUCACCUAUUGCGAGGCAGGGGCAUGCGUGGUGACGGCCUCCCGCGACACCACCAUCAAGGUCUGGGACAAGAAGUGGCUGAUCCAGACAAUCUUCGUGGGACACACUGGGCCUGUGACUGCUGUGACCAUCUACCCCCAGGGGCCCCUCAUUCUCUCUGCCUCCCAGGACGGCACCAUUCGCACCUGGAACCUGCAGACCAUUGACCAGGUGGACGAAGUGCAUGUGGCCGAGGUGGUGGAGCAGCUGCAGACGCACCGGGAGGGGGGGUACGUGGUCUCGCUGACCGGCUCCACCAUGGACCUUUGGAAGGUCAACCAGCUCUAUUCCCUGCACACCCGGCUGGGUGCCGCCGUGACGCGCCUCUGUACCGUUGACCUGAGUGCCGUGGGCAGCUUCCCAGUACGGGCUGUGUGCGUAUGCCAGGACUCCACCGUGCGGCUCGUGGCUGUGCACACUGGCCGCAUCCUCUCCACGCUGCUGCUGGACAGGCCCUGCCAGGCCGUGGAGGUGGCCUACUGUCUGCCCAAGGAGACCCUGUUCGUGCUGCUGGAGCUGGGCCAGCUCCUGAGGGUGAACACUGCCGUCAAUCCCAUGAGCAUCAAGAAGAUGGUGGUGCUCUGGAGUGAGUCGGCACGGCCCUGCUGCCUGCUCCUCUACAGCCACCUCGUGGACCCCGAGAAGGCCUACGCCCAGUGGCAGGAGAUCGUGGAGCAGAAAGGGGACAAGAAGGCCUGGGCACAGCUCCCGCUAAAGCUGCAGGACAAAAACAGGUACCUCCUAGUGCUGGGGCAGGAGGAUGGCUCGCUCUGCGUACUCCAGUGGUUCACCGGGCGUGUUCAGUACCAGGUGGAGGCUCACGGCUCGGAGCGGGUGACCGCGCUGGCUGCCUACCCCCUCGACACCUGGAUCAUCUCAGCUGGUGGCGAUCGCAUGGUGAAAGUCUGGCGCAUCUUCCCCUACAUUGACGAGUGCCUGACCUUGCUGCUGAGCUUCUCCUGCCAGCAUCCCGUGCUGCACUUGUGCCCGCUGGGCUCCACGCUGGGCGCCGCCAUCCAGGACCCCGAGAGUGCCACCUACAGCAUCGUCCAGUACGACCUGCUGGCCCAGAGCCGCCAGGAGCACGGCCCCGAGGAUGACCCGCUGGAUGAGAUCGUGGGCCUGUGCUGCUGUCCCACGCUGAAGAUCUUUGCGUCGGCCAGCAGGGAUGGGUCGGUGAAGGUCUGGAACGCCCAAAACCAGCUACUCAGGCACCUCAAGCUGAACACGAUCCCGGAGAGCCUGGCCUUUGGGAACGAGCGCGGGGACCUGCUGCUGGGCGUGGAGCAGCACCUGCACCGCAUACACCACAGCAAGUACCUGCCCAGGCCGUAUCUCACCAAGCUGCUGUGCAUGAGCCUCCCAGAGCCUGUGCAGGACUUGCCUUUCCCCCUGAGCGACGGCUCCCUGCGGCCCCUCGGCCAGGACGCCAGACAGCGGUUACUGCUGGAGCCUCCUUCCCUCGCUGUCAAGCUGUGCGUGCCGCUGCUCCGCUGGAAGCCCAAGAAGGAUCAGGACCUGUCUUGGGCACGCCAGGAGAAGGAGGAGGCCUGUGCCCAGAUGGCUGCGAGGGACCAGGAUCUGCUCCUCAUUCAGCAGGGGAAGCUCUCCGCUGCCAGGAAGCCCAAGCUGAACAAGAAGCUACGGGACGAGGCCUUUGAACGUUACAUGCAUCUCGUCUACAGGCAGCCACCGAAGAUCCAGGUGACGAUCCCCCACAACGAUUCCUUUGAUGCAGACUUGGUUCUGGAGGCCUGUCUCCUUGGCCCACUGGUACCGAACCUCUACGGCCCAGCUGCUUCUCACAUGUUCCUAGGGGCAUUCCCCGACGGUGCCGAGGAGAACGCAGAACGUCCGAUGCUCGAGGCUCCCGUGGCAGAUGGGGUUUGCCAAGAGGACGCCCUGGAGCCUCGCGCAGGCCGGGACUCACGUUUAGCACUUCCAACCCCCAGUGCUUCUAAAGGGCUGGAAGACUCCCUGCGCCACUCCUCGCUGGCAAGGAUCCGGAGUCAGAUAUCCCAGGCUCCCGUGGCAGAUGGGGUUUGCCGAGAGGAUGCCCUGGAGCCUCGUGCAGGCCGGGGCUCACGUUUAGCACUUCCAACCCCCAGUGCUUCUAAAGGGCUGGAAGACUCCCUGCGCAGCUCCUCGCUGGCAAGGAUCCAGAGUCAGAUAUCCCAGGUAAGGGUUUGGAUUGAUGCCGAGCAGACUCGGGAAAGGCAGCAGGUCCGCUGCUGGCUCUGAUCUCACCUCUGGGCUGGCUAGGGGCAGGGGAUCCAGUGAGCUGGCUGGGGGGCAGGGCGGGGUUCCUAAAUGAGUUAGAUAUGUUCAUGGAGGAUAGGUCCAUCAAUGGCAGUUAGCCCGGAUGGGCAGGGACACAACCCUCUGCUCUGGGUGUCCCUAAACCUCUGACUGCCAGAAGCUGGGAGGGGACGACGGGAUGGAUCACGUGAUAAUCGCCC